Molecule: messenger RNA, 766 nt
Organism: Porites lobata
Lineage: Eukaryota; Metazoa; Cnidaria; Anthozoa; Scleractinia; Poritidae
Source: the annotation of a GenBank genome assembly
GUUUCACACCAGAACUGGUGCAAAGUUUCGCAGCAAAAGCCAGUAGUCGUAGGUGGUCAGUCAGGCAAUCACCGUAAAAGUUUCACACCAGAACUGGUGCAAAGUUUCGCAGCAAAAGCCAGUAGUCGUAGGUGGUCAGUCAGGCAAUCACCGUAAAAGUUUUACACCAGAACUGGUGCAAAGUUUCGCAGUAAAAGCCAGUAGUCGUAGGUGGUCAGUCAGGCAAUCACCGUAAAAGGUUCACACCAGAACUGGUGCAAAGUUUCGCAGCAAAAGCCAGUAGUCGUAGGUGGUCAGUCAGGCAAUCACCGUAAAAGUUUCACACCAGAACUGGUGCAAAGUUUCGCAGCAAAAGCCAGUAGUCGUACGUGUUCAGUCAGGCAAUCACCGUAAAAGGUUCACAACAGAACUGGUGCAAAGUUUCGCAGCAAAAGCCAGUAGUCUUAGGUGGUCAGUCAGGCAAUCACCGUAAAAGUUUCACACCAGAACUGGUGCAAAGUUUCGCAGCAAAAGCCAGUAGUCGUACGCGGUCAGUCAGGCAAUCACCGUAAAAGGUUCACACCAGAACUGGUGCAAAGUUUCGCAGCAAAGCCAUUAGUCGUACGCAGUCAGUCAGGCAAUCACCGUAAAAGUUUCACACCAGAACUGGUGCAAAGUUUCGCAGCAAAAGCCAGUAGUCGUACGCAGUCAGUCAGGCAAUCACCGUAAAAGUUUCACACCAGAACUGGUGCAAAGUUUCGCAGCAAAAGCCAAUAGUCGUAUGUAA